AUGCAGGAACAAGUCCCCACAGGGGAGGCAAGAGGAAAAUCCCUUCACAUCCUCCAGGCUGGGAAUCUGGAUGAAUUCCUGGAAAGCAGACCAGGAGUUUGGAUGCAUCAGCAAGCAGGGGAGGGUUCCCUUUCUCUCAUACAGUGGGAAGCCCAGUGGCAGGAGUUCCUCAGGACAUUGGAAUCCUCUCACUCUCCAUGGGGAAUGCCACGCUUACCAGAGAAGCCUUCCCCCUGGGAGGAUGCCAAGGCCUUUCUGGACUCCUUCGAACAAGUGGCCGAAGCCUGUCAGUGGCCAAAAGAUGACUGGGCGACCCGACUCCUGCCAGCCCUCAGUGGAGAAGCUAAGAGGGCCUUUAACAGUCUGGACGUCAGAGACAGAGAGGAUUAUGGGAAGGUGAAGGCUUCCAUCUUGCUUUGGGAUGCCCUGAGCCGGGAGAAGCAGCGUCAGCAGUUCAGGGGUUUCUGCUACGAGGAAGCCGAGAGUCCCCGGGAGGCUUACAGCCGACUGCGGGAAAUGUGCCAUGGGUGGCUGAGAGUGGAGAAUCACAGCAAGGAGCAGAUCCUGGAACUCUUGAUCCUAGAACAGCUGCUGAGCAUCCUGCCCCCGGAGAUCCAGAGCCGGGUGAGGGAGAGCGGCCCCGAGAGCUGCUCCCAGGCGGUGGCCCUGGCCGAGGAGUUCCUCUUGAGGCAGGAGAAGCAGAUGCCCUCUGAGGAGGUGGCUGGGAGCGUCUCUGAGGCAGGCGAGGAGGCCCCACCUGAGAGCGAGCGGAGGCGUCCCUUGAUGAGCGUCAAGGAAGAGGAAGACAGAGAAGCCGGCCCGCUGGAGAAACCUUCACCCUGGGCGGAUGCCAAGGUCUUCCUGGCCUCCUUUGAGCAAGUGGCCGAGGCCUGUCAGUGGCCCCAAGAAGAGUGGGCGACCCAACUGCUGCCAGCCCUCAGUGGAGAUGUGAAGCAGGCCUUUAACAGGCUAGAUGUCCAAGGCAGGAAGGAUUAUGGGAAGGUGAAGGCAGCCAUCUUGCGAGGGGACGCCCUGAGCCGGGAGAAGCAACGUCAGCAGUUCAGGGGUUUCUGCUUCCAGGAGGCUGAGGGGCCACGGGGGGCUUACAGACGAUUGCAGGAAAUGUGCAAUGGGUGGCUGAGAGCGGAGAAUCACAGCAAGGAGCAGAUCCUGGAGCUCUUGAUCCUUGAGCAACUGCUGAGCGUCCUGCCCCCGGAGAUCCAGAGCCGGAUGAGGGAGAGCGGCCCCGAGAGCUGCUCCCAGGCGGUGGCCCUGGCCGAGGAGCUCCUCUUGAGGCAGGAGAAGCAGGGGCCCUCGGAGGAGAAGGCUGGAAGAGUCUCUGAGGCAGGCAGGGCUCCGCCUGAGAGCCAGCAAAGGCGUCCCUCGAUGCACAUCAAAGAAGAGGAGGGCGGAGAGGCCAGCCUGCUGGCUGGAAGCAUACCUGCGAUGGCUGGGGAACUACAGUGGUCGUCACUGGAAAAUGCAAAGGAAAAAGACUCUGAAGGCAACUUUAGGGAUCCAGAUGGAAUCAAGAAGGAGGGAGACGACACAGACGAGAAGAGGGAUAAGCCCAUUCCAUGCCGAGGAGGGGGCUUCCAUGAAAUCCCAGUCCAAGAAGAAAGGUCUGCCAAAAGCAGAAGGAAUGAAGGCAUCCAUUCUAACCAGAGAACCCUCUCCAGGGAAAAAGGAAAUGAGAGUCUGGCUUCUGGAAAGACCUUUAUUCAGAAAAUGAGAGUUGUUCCCCAGGAGCAAGUUCAGUCAGGAGAGAAACCAUAUAACUGCUUGGAGUGUGGAAAGAGCUUCCGUCACCAAACAACUCUUACUUUGCAUCAGAGGAUUCACUCAGUUGAUGAGGGAAAUAAGGAAGAUGAGGAACUGCAUCAGCCAUCAUCAGAUAAAGCCAAGGGUCAAGAGUUGAAAGGAAGCAGAGAUGAGAGGCAGAAAGGAAGCCACGUGGUGGAGAAGAAGGAUGAACCCUAUCCUUGCCAAGGAGGGGAUUUCGGUGAAGUAAUUCGCAUGACAAAAGAAAGCUACAAAUGCUUGGAGUGUGGAAUGGACUUCCAGUUUCAAACCCAAUAUAACAUCCAUUUGCAAAUGCACAGUGGAGAGAGCACCCAUAAACAUUUGGAGUGUGGCAAGAGCUUCAGUUGCAGAUCAGAGCUUUUGAGACAUCUAAGACUCCACACAGCAGGGAAAGUGUUCAACUGCUCACCCUUUAGGAAGAGCUUCUCACAUGAAACAAAUGUUGAUCACCACCAAAGAAUUAAUUCAGCAGGGAAGCCAUUGAUCUGCUCAGGGAGUGGAAAGAGUUUCUCUAAUAGAAAAAAGGGGGAGAAACCUUUUGAAUCCUUGAAUUAUGGAAAGAAAUUCAGUCAGACAGGUGGUCUUCAGCAGCAUCUAAGAACUCACACAGGGGAGAAUCCUUUUGAAUGCUCCGAGUGUGGAAAGAAAUUCAAUAGGAGUUGCAAUCUUCAGCGGCAUCAAAGAACACACACGGGGGAGACACCUUUUGAAUGCUCAGAGUGUGGAAAUAAAUUCAUUGGGUAUUUCCAUCUUCAACAGCAUCUAAGAACCCACACAGGGGAGAAACCUUUUGAAUGUUCAGAUUGUGGAAAGAAAUUCAGUCAGACGGGCAGUCUCCAACAGCAUCUGAGAACUCACACAGGGGAGAAACCUUUUGAAUGCUCUGUGUGUGGAAAAAAAUUCAAUACUAGUUGCAAUCUUCAGCGGCAUCAAAGAACACACACGGGGGAGACACCUUUUGAAUGCUCAGAGUGUGGAAAGAAAUACAGUCGAAUGGACCAGCUGCAACAGCAUCUAAGAACCCACACAGGGGAGAAACCUUUUGAAUGCUCUGAAUGUGGAAAGAAAUUCAAUAGGAGAUGCCAUCUUCUACAACAUCAAAGAACCCACACAGGGGAGACACCUUUUGAAUGCUCAGAGUGUGGAAAGAGCUUCAAAUGGAGUGGUGAUUUUGAAAGACAUCAACGAACCCACACAGGGGAGAAACCUUUUGAAUGUUCAGAUUGUGGAAAGAAAUUCAGUCAGACUGGUAGUCUUCAACAGCAUCUAAGAAUUCACACAGGUGAGAAACCUUUUGAAUGUUUACAGUGUGGAAAGAAAUUCAGUCAGAGUUGCCAUCUUCAAGAGCAUCUAAGAACUCACACAGGGGAGAAACGUUUUGAAUGCUCAGAGUGUGGAAAGAAAUAUACUCAGAUUUUCCAUCUUCAAGAGCAUGUAAGGACUCACACAGGGGAGAAACCUUUUGAAUGUUUGCAUUGUGGAAAGAAAUUCAGUAAGACUGGCAGUCUUCAACAGCAUCUAAGAACUCACACAGGGGAGAAACCUUUUGAAUGCUUGAAUUGUGGAAAGAAAUUCAGUCAGACUGGCAGCCUUCAACAGCAUCUAAGAACUCACACAGGGGAGAAACCUUUUGAAUGCUCCGAGUGUGGAAAGAAAUUCAAUAGGAAUUGCAGUCUUCUACAGCACCAAAGUACCCACACAGAGGAGAAACCUUUUGAAUGCUCAGAGUGUGGAAAGAGCUUCAACUGGAGUAGCAGUCUUCAGCGACAUCAAAGAACUCACACAGAUGAGAAACCUUUUGAAUGCUCAGAGUGUGGAAAGAAAUUCAAAAGGAGUUGCAAUCUUCUACAGCAUCAAAGAACCCACAUGGAGGAGAAACCUUUUGCAUGCUCAGAGUGUGGAAAGAGCUUCAAAUGGAGUGGUAAUCUUGAACGGCAUCAAAGAACUCACACAGAUGAGAAACCUUUUGAAUGCUCAGAGUGUGGAAAGACAUUCAAUCAGAGCUGCCAUCUUCAAAAGCAUCUAAGAAACCACACAAGGUAG
Molecule: messenger RNA, 3846 nt
Organism: Gekko japonicus
Lineage: Eukaryota; Metazoa; Chordata; Lepidosauria; Squamata; Gekkonidae
Product: zinc finger protein 721-like
Exons: 6
Coding region: 1-3846 (1281 amino acids)
Biological process (GO): regulation of transcription by RNA polymerase II
Molecular function (GO): DNA-binding transcription factor activity, RNA polymerase II-specific; RNA polymerase II cis-regulatory region sequence-specific DNA binding
Source: RefSeq, a predicted model, not a curated record